Molecule: messenger RNA, 2610 nt
Organism: Bipolaris victoriae FI3
Lineage: Eukaryota; Fungi; Ascomycota; Dothideomycetes; Pleosporales; Pleosporaceae
Exons: 2
Coding region: 1-2610 (869 amino acids)
Biological process (GO): protein dephosphorylation
Molecular function (GO): protein tyrosine phosphatase activity
Source: RefSeq, a predicted model, not a curated record
AUGUCCACACCUGUCCUGUCGCCACGCCCGCGCGGUCCCUCACACUCACAUACAUCUUCUCGCCCCCGCGGUUCGGGAUCGACACCAAUGACCAGGCCAACAAACCCAAUGCAUUCAUCCAACACACUGCCGCCGCUAACUCCUCGCAUGAAUGGCAUCGCAAAGACGCCCAGCCAUGUCGCCUCACAUAAGCCAAAGGAGCCAUCCACCCCUUCACCAAAUUACUUUGGCCUUGCCGUCAGCAAUACCGACCACUUCUCCUCAAGCGCUGCACAGCACAUUCGCGGAAACUGGAGUCCACCUAAUUCCAAUGUACGCUCUACAGCCGCUGCCUCUCCAAGGAUCAUACCUGUCGAACAGAACCCGGAAUUCGAACAGUUUAAGAAGCAGUCGGAAAACAACCGCGCGUUUGCACUUGGCAGCUUUGACUUUGCAUCGCCCGGCCUGAAAGCUGCAUCGAAGAACUCCUUCUUCGCCAACUUCGACUCCUCACAGCUAUCGUCUUCACAAUCAAUGCCUCCGCUCGAGCGAACCGACAACAAGAGUGAUACAAGCGACGACCAAGAUUUAUCCCCCAAGCCACGCUCCCCCAAGCGCAUGCUGUCCGAAGAGUCCUCUCUGUUCCCUGACCGACCACGACGAAAUUCGCCCGCUAGUUUCGACGGUCCUGGGCGCUCAGAUGCUGUAGCACAGUUUGCUGAACCGCGCAUGCCACGGCCAUCAUUGCCCUACAAUCAAUCAUACAUCUCACACCUUUCAAAGUCGAGCCGCUCCGAGACACUGCCUGCAACUUUUGAGGAAGGAUCUGGCACCGAUGGACCUACCAUGACGUCCCCCCAGCACGUUGUCAACAUAUUGCAAUCUUCAGUCGAAGAAGUCCUUCUCCUCGAUCUCCGUGUUUCGACGCAAUACGCAAAAUCUCGCAUCACGGGCGCCCUGAGUUUAUGUAUUCCCACGACCUUGCUCAAGCGCGCGUCUUUCAAUGUCCAAAAACUUGCCGAAACAUUCAAACAAGACGACCAAAAGGAGCGUUUCGAACGUUGGAGAAGCUGUAAGCACAUCAUUGUUUACGACGCCAAUUCCUCGCAGCUCAAGGAUGCAACGGCGUGCGUCAAUACUCUCAAAAAGUUCACCACGGAGGGAUGGUCCGGUGGUACGUUCAUCAUUCGUGGGGGAUUCCAGGAAUUCUCGGCAAGAUUCCCGUCUUGGAUCACGUCUCAGGGCUCGGGAAGUCCAACGUCUGGAACAGCUGCUCUCAGCCUCAACUCUGAUCUGCCGGCUGUCGCACCUGUUAUUGGCGGCUGCCCCAUGCCUGCAACACAGAAUGCGGCAAAUCCUUUCUUUGGCAAUAUUCGGCAAAAUAUGGAUUUGAUCGGCGGUGUCGGCCAAAUGCCUGUGAAGCUGCCUACAGGCAUGACCCAGUCAGUUCAAGAAGACCUCCCCAAGUGGCUGCAAGCAGCCUCAAAACCCCAAGACAAGGGCAAAACCGUUGCCGAGCGUUUUCUGCAGAUUGAAAAGCGCGAACAGAAGCGCAUGCAAAAGGCCCUGUCUGGCCAAGUCGUCUACAAUGCGCCCUCAUCGGGCAAUAGUCCAUCUGAACACAUACAAAUCGCAGGGAUUGAAAAGGGAUCGAAGAACCGCUAUAACAACAUCUGGCCAUAUGAGCACACGCGUGUCAAGCUUGAGGGUGUCGCCGAGGGAAGCUGUGAUUAUAUCAAUGCCAACCACGUCCAAGCCGCAUAUUCCAACAAGCGUUAUAUUGCAACGCAGGGUCCCAUUCCGGCUACCUUCAAAGACUUUUGGAACGUGGUGUGGCAGCAAGACGUUCGCGUCAUUGUCAUGCUUACCGCCGAGCAAGAAGGCGGCCAGGUAAAGGCCCAUAAUUACUGGUCAGAGAAGCAAUACGGGCCGUUGCAUCUCAAAAGCCUUGGCGAACGCAAGGCAUCUCUAGAGCCAUCCAAGAUCCACCGUCACAGGGAACAGUCCAGACCACCAAUCGGCCAGCGCCGGUCAACCAACCCGCCCAGGCUUGCCAACUUCACUGCGGAAGCAACCGCCGCACCCACUAGUCAGGAGCAGCCGUACGUCACUGUCCGCAAAUUCACUCUCUCAAACGAUGACGAGCCAUUUGCGCGCAUGCGUGAGAUUACUCAGCUCCAAUAUUCUCACUGGCCCGAUUUUGGCGCGCCAGCCCAUCCCGCCCAUCUUUUGGGUUUGGUUGAGCAAACAGAUGCUGUCGUGCGCUCCGUCAACGGAGGCUCACCUUCACAGCCCGACCCGCCUAACACACGCCCUAUUCUUGUACACUGCUCUGCCGGGUGUGGGCGUACCGGCACAUUCUGCACCGUAGACUCGGUCCUGGACAUGCUUAAGCGGCAACGACAAGCUCGCCAUGCGAAGCAGACCAAUAACAACUCCAACAACAAAACAUCCGAAAAGGAAGUAAAAGACGACGAAUGGGUCAACAACGAAGACAUUGACCUGAUUGCCAAGACGGUUGAAGAUUUCCGUCUGCAGCGCCUCAGCAUGGUGCAGAGUUUGCGACAGUUUGUGCUCUGCUAUGAGAGCGUCAUGGAGUGGCUUGUGGAGCAACAUCCCAAGUCUGCGUAG